AUGUGUCACCGCCUCACCACAACGACCGUCCCCUGCGUCACGCCCCGUCAACAGGAUGUCUGCACCAGGUACAAGGAUGACCCAGGGUACUGCGUGGCGAAAAGGGUCAGGAACCAGGUGUACUACGACACCGCCAAAGACCUUGGAUGCUUCGGAAGGGGUAAUCAGUUGAAAGCGGGUGAGUGCAUGCGCGCGGCUACCAAGGUCUUCGCUGGCGAUGGUAACGACGGACUCCCGACGGAAGUAGUCAAGGCCAUGCUGCAGUACUGAACAGUGUGCUCGCGACGGAUGC
This is a messenger RNA of Ectocarpus sp. CCAP 1310/34, 292 nucleotides long. NCBI's taxonomy places the organism in Eukaryota, Phaeophyceae, Ectocarpales, Ectocarpaceae. The record is from the annotation of a GenBank genome assembly.